Molecule: messenger RNA, 3530 nt
Organism: Pelagomonas calceolata
Lineage: Eukaryota; Pelagophyceae; Pelagomonadales; Pelagomonadaceae
Source: the annotation of a GenBank genome assembly
CAAAACCACUCGCGGCCGUGCUCGGGCGCCGGUUACGCCUGGUCUGAGCGCACCGGUGCAAGUUAGAGGUGGUCAGGGAUCGCCGCGCAGCGCUCUGGUGCUGCGGCGAGCGGCGCCGCGUAAUCUGGCCGCUGCAGAGCGUUGAACCCAGCAAGGCCACCAGUUUCUACGCGCGGCGCGGCGCACAGAGCCAUGUACCUGCCAACUCUACGAGCGCAAUCGCUGCGCCUCGCGCGCCGCAGCGCCUCGACGGGCCUGAAAUACGAGGCCCUGGCCGUCGGCGUCCCGAAGGAGACGUUUCCACUCGAAAAGCGCUGCGCCGCAUCUCCCACCAGUGUAGCGCUCCUGAAGAAGAAUGGUAUUGGAGAAGUGCUCAUCGAGGACGGCGCCGGCAUGGGCGCGUCCUACUCGAACGCGGCCUACGAGGCGGCGGGCGCAAAAAUCGUAAGCGCCCAAGAUGCCUACAACGCCGACGUCGUUUUGAAACUGAGACCGCCCUCGCUCGAAGAAGCUGGAAGUCUGAAACCGAAGAACACGCUGAUCAGCUUCAUCCAGCCCGGCCAGAACGAGGACCUCGUCAAAACGUUAGCCAAAGAUAACCAUACGGUGCUCGCGAUGGACUGCAUCCCCCGCACACUGUCGAGAGGCCAGACGUAUGACGCUCUCAGCUCCCAGGCGAACAUUGCUGGGUAUAGAGCCGUGAUCGAAGCUUCAAAUGAAUUCGGGCGGUUCUUCGCCGGCCAGAUGACGGCCGCGGGCAAGGUCCCGCCCGCCAAAGUCCUGGUGCUUGGAGGUGGUGUUGCGGGACUAGCCGCGAUACAAACGGCGAAGAACAUGGGCGCUAUUGUAAGAGGCUUUGACGUGAGAGCCGCGGCCGCCGAACAGAUUGAAGCGAUGGGCGCGCAAUUUCUCAAAGUCGACUUCGAGGAGGACGGCAGCGGUGCGGGCGGCUACGCCAAGGAGAUGUCCGCGGAGUGGCAUGCCGCUGCUAGGGAAAUGCUCCUCAAGCAGUGUUCCGAGGUGGACGUCAUCGUCACGACGGCCCUGAUUCCCGGCCGGAAGGCCCCCGUCAUGAUCGACGCGGAGAUGGUCAAGGCCAUGGGUUCUGGUUCGGUCACUGUGGACUUAGCUGCGGAGGCGGGAGGCAACGUGGCCACGACGGUCGCGGAUCAGAAAAUAAUCACGGAGAACGGCGUCAUCUGCUUAGGCUACACGGACCUGCCGUCUAGACUAGCUCGCACGUCCACCGACCUCUACGCGAACAACAUCACGAAGUUCUUCCUGUCUGCGGGGCCCUUCACCACUAAGGUUGCUGAUGAGUUCCUUAUUGAUCAUGAGGACGAGGCCGUGCGGCCCAUGUUGGUCCUCGACCAGGGCAAGUCGACGUGGCCCUACACGCCGCCGCCGCCGCCCGUCGUCGAGGCCGCUGCCAGCGAAGUGGUAGAAGAAGUGGUCGAAGAGGCGCCCCCUCCGGACCCGUACCAGGAGUACAUGCUGGCGGCGCGGAACGCGUCCAUCGGUUCGGCCGUCUUCAUGGGUCUUGGGAGUGGUGUCCAGCCCCCGAUCCUCGCGACGUUCUGCCUCUCGACGGUCAUCGGCUACUACACCGUGUUUGGCGUCGCGCCGGCGCUCCACAGUCCUCUGAUGGCCGUCACCAAUGCGAUUAGUGGCAUGACUGCGGUUGGCGGUCUCUCGUUAGUUGGUGGUGGUGUCGUGCCUUCUACUUCUGCUCAAGUACUGGGUGCGACGGCGACGGCUAUUUCUACCGUCAAUAUUGUCGGAGGGUUCUUAGUGACCAAGAAGAUGCUCGAUCUCUUCAAGCGAGAAGGCGACCCGGACGAGCACCCCGAGCUCUAUGCGAUUCCCGUGGUCGGCACUUUGGGUGCCUAUGGUAUUGCUGGUAUGUCCGGGUUAGGUGAUCUCGCGCCCGUCGUCUCCCUAGCUUCGGGCUUAUGCUGCAUCGGCGGCAUCGCGGGCUUAGCCGAGCAACACACCGCGAGACUAGGCAACACGUUAGGCCAGGCGGGCGUGACGUUAGGCAUGGGCGUCACGCUCGGCGCGAUGCACCCGGAUCCCGCUACUGCCUUACAAAUAGCCGGGCUGCUGGGCGUCGGCGGCGGCGCGGGCUAUGCGAUCGCGUCGAAAGUCGGACCGACGGAACUGCCCCAGACCGUGGCGGCGUUCCACUCGUUGGUCGGUGUCGCGGCCGCGGCCACCGCCGUCGGCGAGUACGUCCAUCUCACCGAACACGGCCCGGCGUCCAUCGAUGCCGUGACCAAUACCUCGUUGUAUUUAGCGACGUGGAUCGGGGGCAUCACGGCGACUGGGUCAGUCGUGGCCUUUGGGAAAUUGAACGGUAAUCUGGGGAGUGCGCCUUUACAACUCGCGGGACGGGACCAGAUGAACAUGGCCAUGGGUGCCGCUUCCUUAGGAGCGUUCGGUUUAUUCCUGACGAACCCAUCGCCCGAGACUGGUCUGUUAUGCCUCGGAGCCGCGACUGGUCUGUCGGGCGCUCUCGGUGUGCACAUGACGGCGUCGAUCGGUGGCGCGGACAUGCCCGUCGUUAUUACCGUACUUAACAGCUAUUCAGGAUGGGCGUUAUGUGCGGAAGGAUUCAUGUUGGAUAACCCUCUGCUCACGGUAGUAGGUGCCUUAAUCGGCUCGUCAGGCGCCAUUUUAACGCACAUCAUGUGCGAGGCCAUGAAUAGAGAUAUCGCCUCCGUGAUCCUAGGAGGCUUCGGCGAGGAGGCGAAGGGUCCCGCCAUGGAGAUCACCGGUACUCAUUCCGAGAUUGAUGUGGAAGAAUGUGCCACCAUGCUCAAGGAAGCUUCUUCGGUCAUCAUCGUGCCGGGCUAUGGGUUAGCUGUUGCGAAGGCGCAGUACGCCGUCGCGGAGAUCGCCAAGCUGCUGAACGAUAGCGGCGUGCAGACGCGCUUCGCGGUGCAUCCCGUCGCUGGGAGGAUGCCCGGGCAGUUGAACGUUCUACUCGCGGAGGCGGGCGUGCCCUACGAUAUUGUGGAAGAGAUGGAGGAGAUCAACCCGGACCUUCCGGAGACGGACGUUUGUUAUCCGUGUGGAACUCAACCCGCACAUCAUUUCUCGGCGACACAACGCGCCAUACUGGCUCAUUGGGUGGUGAGAGAGCCAGUCCGCCACGCCAUCGAGCUGGCGUCGCGUCGAUGGCGUGGUUGUCGUGAUUCGGCCGUGGGCGAGACGCGCCGUGAAAUUUUAUUUCCACACAGGUUGCCAUUGUGAUUGGGGCGAACGACACCGUGAACUCGGGCGCGCAGGAGGACCCGAACAGCGCCAUCGCGGGCAUGCCCGUCAUCGAGGUGUGGAAGGCGAAGCAGUCGGUCGUCCUGAAGCGCACGAUGGGCGUCGGGUACGCGGGCGCCGACAACCCAGUCUUCUACAAGCCCAACAACGCCAUGCUCCUGGGCGACGCCAAGGCGACGUGCGACGCCCUGCGCAACAAGCUGGCGGAGUGAGCUGUGGGCGUCCUCGGGGGUAAGUUAUACGUUCUAGUCACC